UUUUAUAUAUUAAUGUUAAUAAUAAUAUAUAUAAAAAAGUAGUAUUUAGUUAAAAACCCUUGUGUCCUAAAACUUGAAAUUGAUUAAUUGUGUAAAACCCUUUGAGCUUCGCAACUGGUACAUCAAUGGCGUCUAUGAUAUUCACCGACUGUUCAUCGUCCACCACAGCUCGUCUUCUCCCUUUCACCCGAAACCCACUCUUCCGCCUCAGAGACGGCACGGUGCUCCUCCGGCGUCUUGUGACACUGACACCCUCACACUUGCCCAGUCCCCGCAGGGCACUCGCCUUUGGUUCGUCUUCGCCUUCACCGUCCACCCGUGUCACCGCUUCAUUUACAACGGAGGCAUCGACAUCGGCAUCAGCUACAGCCAAAGUGAUUGAUGGAAAAUCAAUUGCGAAGCAAAUAAGGGAUGAAAUAAGUGUUGAGGUGGCGAGGAUGAAGGAUGCAAUAGGUGUUGUUCCAGGGUUAGCGGUUAUAAUUGUUGGUGACAGGAAGGAUUCAGCGACUUAUGUUCGGAACAAGAGGAAAGCUUGUGAGUCUGUUGGGAUCAUCUCUUUUGAAGUUCGUUUGCCUGAGGAUGCCACUGAGCAAGAAGUAAUCAACCAUAUCUCAGAGUUCAAUAAUGAUUCUUCUGUUCAUGGCAUUCUUGUUCAGUUGCCCCUGCCUUCUCAUAUGAAUGAAACAAACAUCUUAGAUGUUGUUAACAUUGAGAAAGAUGUUGAUGGAUUCCACCCGCUUAACAUGGGUUGUUUAGCCAUGCGUGAUAGGGAACCAAUGUUCGUUCCUUGUACGCCAAAAGGAUGCAUAGAAUUGUUGCAUAGAUCUGGCGUCAGUAUCAAAGGCAAGAGGGCAGUUGUAGUUGGUCGGAGCAAUAUUGUUGGCAUGCCAGCUGCUUUGUUGCUGCAGAAUGAAAAUGCUACUGUUAGUAUAGUCCAUUCCCGUACCCCGAAUGCUGAGGAGCUAACCAGGCAGGCAGAUAUAGUAAUUGCAGCUGUGGGUGUGCCAAAUAUGGUGAGGGGUAAUUGGAUAAAACCUGGUGCUGUCGUUAUUGACGUUGGAAUUAAUCCAGUUGAGGAUGCUAAGAGCCCUCGAGGUUAUAGGCUGGUUGGGGAUGUGUGUUACGAAGAAGCGUGCAAGGUAGCUUCAGCCAUCACUCCAGUUCCAGGGGGAGUUGGUCCAAUGACGAUUGCCAUGCUUCUUGAUAAUACGCUCAUCUCAGCUAAGAGGGCAUAUAACUUCAAGUAAGACCUUCAGAAUCUGUGGUCCUUGAGCAAAAUUUUCAAUUAGCAGCUUUUCUAAACCCCUUACGGAUGAGCUUCUCUGUAUUACUUUCUAUUUUUCUAUUUUAUAAGAGAGGAUCUAAAACAGAUAAUUGGGUUUCGCAAGUUGCCUGAUUGUAAAUAACAAGGCUGAUAGUUGCCUACUUUUUGAUGCAAUAUUUAUUCCUUUCCCAUAAUUGAGUUUAUAUUAGAAAAUAUUGUAGAGCUCUUUGUAAACAGAGCAUCUGCUUUUUCAUUUCCUUAUUGCGAUAGAAUACAGGUUGGUAUUUUUGUAACAUUGCAGCACCAUUAAUCUCGCAUAUGUAUGCAUUUAUGGUUCAA
This is a messenger RNA of Cannabis sativa, 1603 nucleotides long. RefSeq names its product bifunctional protein FolD 4, chloroplastic. The transcript is spliced from 5 exons. Gene Ontology annotation, molecular function: methylenetetrahydrofolate dehydrogenase (NADP+) activity; methenyltetrahydrofolate cyclohydrolase activity. NCBI's taxonomy places the organism in Eukaryota, Viridiplantae, Streptophyta, Magnoliopsida, Rosales, Cannabaceae. The record is from RefSeq and is a predicted model, not a curated record. Gene Ontology annotation, cellular component: cytosol. Gene Ontology annotation, biological process: tetrahydrofolate interconversion. Bases 126 to 1247 code for a protein of 373 amino acids.